Daphnia carinata is the source of this 695-nucleotide messenger RNA. RefSeq lists its product as uncharacterized. The record is from RefSeq and is a predicted model, not a curated record. Lineage: Eukaryota; Metazoa; Arthropoda; Branchiopoda; Diplostraca; Daphniidae. Gene Ontology annotation, biological process: double-strand break repair via homologous recombination. Bases 131 to 685 code for a protein of 184 amino acids. Gene Ontology annotation, molecular function: single-stranded DNA binding. Gene Ontology annotation, cellular component: Shu complex. The transcript has 4 exons.
ACAAUGUUAGGAGCCAUUUUACCUGUUAGUGUUGCUUUAGAAAUGCAGAAUAAUAUGAUGGCAACUAAUUUUGUCGCCAGUAACCAUUGGCGGUCUUUGCUUAUCAUUGGUCAAAGCCAAGUCCAGAGAAAUGGGUUAUUAUUUCAAGCAAGCUGCAAUUACCCAUGCAUCACUAGGGAAACAAGUUCUGUGUGUGAUGACAAAAGAAUUCACUCGGAUUCCACCCACAACACACGGCCUGCCAAGCAUGGAACCUGGAAAUAUGGUGAACAUUACCUUCAAAUAUUGUCAGGAAAUGAAGAGCCUUAGCGAGUUACUUAUCAGUUUCUGCUCAACACAAAAUGAGCUCUUACCUGAUGUGCUUGUGGUGAACAGUUUAAAUGAAUAUAAAAGUAGCAAAAAUUAUCUCUCUAAUACCCAGUAUGCCAGUAUAUUAUCCCUUCUAUCUGAAACAGUGGAGUACAUUGGAAGGAGGAAGCAGACAACUGUUUUAUUAUAUGUAAGUCUAAGUCUGGGUUUGACACAAGAAGAACAAAAAACUUGGAUAGAUCUUGUCAAACAAUGGACUCAUGAAUUAUGGAUCUUGGAAGGGAAUGCAAAUCGACUGGUAUGUGGCCACAUACAAGUUCAGUUUACUGUACUUGGCUCCAAUAUGUUCCUCAAAACCGUUUCAGAAAUAGAUUAAUUUAUGAGGC